Pectinophora gossypiella (pink bollworm) is the source of this 1056-nucleotide messenger RNA. RefSeq names its product probable ribosome production factor 1. Gene Ontology annotation, biological process: maturation of LSU-rRNA; maturation of 5.8S rRNA. Gene Ontology annotation, molecular function: rRNA primary transcript binding. Bases 164 to 1006 code for a protein of 280 amino acids. The transcript has 6 exons. NCBI's taxonomy places the organism in Eukaryota, Metazoa, Arthropoda, Insecta, Lepidoptera, Gelechiidae. Gene Ontology annotation, cellular component: nucleolus; preribosome, large subunit precursor. The record is from RefSeq and is a predicted model, not a curated record.
GCGGAGCAACUGUCAAAAAGUCCAAAACAAAAACCACGUCGGUCCGGACACAAACCUGAGCAAGUAAAAUAAAUAUAACAGUUAUUUAAGUGCUAUUAACUUCAAAAGUUAAGAUAUUUAAUUUAUUUAUUAGAUAAAAGUGUUGACGCCUUAAUUUUCCAAAAUGGCUCGCGGAAAGGAUAAGAAAAAGCGUAAGUUGGAGAAGAAGCAAGAAGGGGACGAUGUUCCCAAGAAGGUGCCGCACACGCUGGAGUCGCUCCGGGAGAAAGAUGAGACGAUGCUGGCGAACGCUGAUGUCGAAGAGCAGGAAGAGGCACAAAAAGAUAUGGAAUUGGAUGAACUGUCUUCCUACUAUGAGAACUCUUACGAACCUAAAGUACUGAUCACAUACUCGGACAACCCUCACAACAAGACCAGGAUAUUUGGCAAGGAGCUUAUGAGGAUCAUACCGAACUCUAUAUCCAGAUAUCGACAGAGGUCAUCAGUAAAACGUAUAGUCCAGUCGUCGGUACGGGAAGGAGUGACAGACGUCAUCAUCAUCAAUGAGAAUCAGAAGCAGCCGAAUGGUUUCCUGCUGAUCCACUUGCCUAAUGGACCCACUGCACAUUUCAGACUGUCCAGCUGCAAAAUCACACCGGAACUGAGGAAAGAUUAUAAAGAAAUCACCAAUCAUAGGCCAGAGGUGAUCCUGAACAACUUCAGCACGCGGCUGGGUCUCACGAUCGGGCGCAUGCUGGGAGCUCUGUUCCACUACGAGCCACAGUUCCGCGGCCGCCGCGCCGUCACCUUCCACAACCAGCGGGAUUACAUCUUCUUCAGACAUCAUAGAUACGAGUUUACAACAGACGGGAAGCGCGCCAAGCUGCGCGAGCUAGGUCCUCGGUUCACUCUGAAGCUGAUCUCGCUCCAACAAGGCACCUUCGACUCCAAGCGCGGAGACUACGAGUGGAUCAUCGCCGGCCGCCGCCACCAGAUGGAAACUUCCAGAAGACGGUUCUUCUUGUAAUGUUAAGGAUUAUUUCGUUAAUAAAUAUUUUAAGCAAUUUAUUUGCAGUU